Caenorhabditis sp. 36 PRJEB53466 is the source of this 1420-nucleotide messenger RNA. Lineage: Eukaryota; Metazoa; Nematoda; Chromadorea; Rhabditida; Rhabditidae. The record is from the annotation of a GenBank genome assembly.
AUGUUCCUCACUCGCAGCGAAUACGAUCGUGGAGUCAACACCUUCUCCCCGGAAGGACGUCUUUUCCAAGUUGAAUACGCCAUCGAGGCCGUCAAGGUUUUUCAAAACGCUGCUCACUUGAAAUUGCGAAAAUUUAUUUUAGUUGGGAUCGACGAGUAUCGGAAUCAAGACCAUCGAAGGAGUUCUUCUGGCGGCCGAGAAGCGAUCGACGUCGAAGCUGAUGGUGAAUGACGUGAUCGAGAAAAUCAGCAAGGUCCAGCACAUCGGUGAGCAAUAAAUGUCGCAUGGAUGACGAAUACCUCUCCAUCCUGCGAGAGAAACACAAAAGGAGGAUGGACAGUAAGAAAGACUCUAAAGCCAAACCGACAAUAGGACAAGUGGUGCUGUUCCAGGAUCCGGACCAACCGAGGAACUUCUGGAAAACGGGACAGAUCACGGAAGCCAAACCAUCAACGGACGGAGUGCUAAGAGAGGUUGUACUCCGAACGAAGUAUAACAAAUUCAUCAAGAGGCCAAUCAACCUCAUCACGCCACUGGAAAUGGACGUGGAAGAGGAGUCGGACGAGGAGAAAGAACCUCAACAGCUGCAACGAACGGAGUCGGGAAGAUACAACCUUCGGGAGCGGAAGGGCAAGAGCAACGCGGAAGACGAGGACUCAGACGGCAACGAGCCAACGGAGACCAGCGACGACGUCAAUCGGAGCAAUUCCAGGAUUAUCGUCACGUCAAUUCAGCUCCGAGACGCAGAGGACCAACCCCGACGCGGGGAGGGUCAUCCAUUUCUUCAAAUGAAUGUAUUCAAUUGCCCCAAUGUCAUCGAUUCCGCUCACAUUCCGUUUCCGUUAUGCCCUGACCACGCCAAUGAUAUAUUUCUAUCUGCAGGAAUGCCACGUCAUCAACACAGUCGAGACAUCCACGGGAAGCGAACGCGCGCUCUCCGGGGAAGAGGAGACGAGAGGAAGAUGAAGAGGAUGUGCGUGUGGACCAGGGAGGAAGAUCCCUAAUCAGAAGCGUGGUCACGAUUCCUGCGCGAUGCCCCCCAGCGGAACCAGAGGAAGUGAAGAAGGAGCCGGGAGCCAAGAAGUUGAAGAGCCAGGUGAUCGUCGGACCGAACUAACUACCAACCGAUCGAGGGACCGUACCGGUCCCACCGAGUCCUGGCGAAGAAAUCGCAACCCAAUCCGAAGAUCCGAACAGUCUGCGUGGCUGACGUUCACGGCACAGAUAAGUACGUUUGUGCUUCAAAAGAGAUGUAAACAGAAGCACUUUUCGCAGACAUCACUGCUCGUGUCACAUGCUCAAUCUCAUCAUUGCCGAAUUCGCCAAACUUGCCCAAGUCAAAAAGUACUACGAACCCGCCCAGGGACUGGCCACUCAUCUCGCAAAGAAUCAGGAGCACAAGCGAUGCGGGAUAAAAUAA